GACAAUGUUGUUGCGCGUUGUUAGCUUGUUCAGUGCUGAAACGUCGACGCUGAUAUUAUAAACAAAAACUACUUUAUGUGGAUUUGUGCAUUUCGACUGUAUUUAUGGGAUUUAACCGAGGAAAUGAUUACAGUUUUGUAUGGUGAGCCGUGCAGUGUGCGAGCCAGCGAACGCUGUUAGCGAAGUCGUAGCGAGUUAGCCCACAAUACUUAUAUUAGGAUAAUUAAUCUGUUAAAGUGAACCUUUAAGGCUAGCUAGCUCAGUGUUGUUGUUCCUUAUGUUUUUCUCCUGCGUGAGGUGUUUUAAAGAACAGCAGAUAGGUUUUGAUGGGAGAUAUAAACUUUAUUCUACAUCUUCAGAGAUAAAAUGAGAUCAGUUUCUAUCUGUGUGUAGGAAGAGGUCAUGUAGUAUACUGGGAAAAAGUAGUUUUAUUAGUGAGCCUGUUUGUUAUAGUGUACAGUCCUGAUACCAGUCUCUAUUAACCCAUCAUGAACCCGAACAAUGUCUUUGGUAGACAGCAAGGUGCUUUCCAGGCACCUAGUAAUGUCAGUCAAAGUAGUGGCCUGUUUCAGUCACUUUGCCAGCAGGGUGCAAGCAGCACGCCUCCCAACAUUGGCUUUGGGCAGAAGUCACCAUUUGGCCAACCCUCAGCGUUUAGCCAACCGUCGGUUUUUGGUCAAGGGUCUGCUGCACAGACAUCUGUUUUUGGCCAAACAUCAUCAUCAUUUGGUCAGUCUCCCUCUUUUGGUCAAGGUGGUGGGUUAGGACAAUCUUUGUCUUUCUCCUCUACUUCUCAAGCACCUGCGUUUGGUCAGACAACACUUGGAUUUGGAGCGCCUCCACCUUCUACUGGACAGACUCAGACUCCUGCGUUUGGUCAAGUGCAAGCUUUUGGCCAGACCUCGGGAUUUGGUCAGACUACUGGAUUUGGACAAACUCCAUCUGGAUUUGGAAUUUCCUCUACUAACUCACAACUGCCUAGUAAUAACAUGAGCACUGAAGGAUCUCAGUCCGGUUUUGUUCAGCCAUCUUUUGGUCAGCCAUCUGCUUUUUCUUCCACAAGCUCUGCUCUGAGUGGCCAGGGAAAUACACAGACUAGUGCGUUUGAGCCAAAAUUUAGCUUUAAAUCUCCAAAAGAAACUGUCUUUAAGCCUAUUUUCAGUGUGAGUCCGGUACCUCCCAGUGUUCAACCUGUGCCAACCUCUGAGCCGUUUGGUCCACCUAAGCCAGUUACAGGUGGUUCGGAUAUCACUGGUCCUGGUAGCUCCAGUGUGUCACUUUUUUCAAGUGCAAAACCAAGCACUCCAGGUUUCAGUUUUUCCCAGCCUGGAGCAGUCCCGUCUGCAUCUGUUACAAGUGCUAGCAUGUCUCAGACUACAGGUGGAUUGAUUGGUGGAAACAGACUCCAGUUCACGUUUUCUCAACCUGUCAAUACCACUAGCAGCACCACCACCGCUACUGCUCAAUCCACCAGCAUUUCCAGCGUUUCUUCUGCUUUUAGCUUCUCUGCAAAAGUUAUUCAGCCUCAGCAAGCUUUUGGCCAACCUGUAUUUGCAUUAAUUAGUUCAAAACGUGAAGAAAGUCCAGAACUGAGAAAUGAGGAGACUUCAGGAGCCACGGUGUUUGCAAGUAUUGGGAAGGGCAUGAAACGGAAAGAAGAAAUCAGUGACUCGAAUGCUAGUCAAGGAAAAAGUUCAAAAAUUGAGGAAGGACAAGGUGAAUCUGUAGGCCCUAGACAUCCAUCCAAGCGACCCCUUAUUAGGAGUCUAGGAGGAGGUGGAAUUUUUCAAAAUGCAGUAAGUGAUAUAAAAAAGGAAAAAGGCAACACCAUGAAAAAAGAAGGGCAAACCAUUGAAGCUUCUAGAGAAAGACCAGACCCCCCACUUCCACAUGUGGAUGCACCACUUACCCCACCUAGACCUCAGGAUCCUAUUAGACAUUUUCUAGAAAAAGCAGAGACACCUGCUUCUGAGCCAGAAGUACAGACUGAUAUUCCAUCUCGAAGAACUGGACGUACAGAGAGCACUGAUAGCCUGUCUGGUCUAUCUCCGUCUGAACUCACGAUCAUACAGUGCAAGGGAAUCCCACCCAACCUAAAUCGGAAAGAGCUAAUCAAAAAACAUUUUUCUCACUUUGGGAAAGUGCUCAGAGUGUACUGCAGACCUGAAAAGAGCCUUGCUAUUGUACAUUUCUAUGAGCAUGCAUCUGCAGCAAUGGCCAAAAAGAAGGGAAAACAUUUCCAAUCAAGUGAACUCCAAAUAUUUUGGCAAAAAAAGAAACAAAGUCCAGGCACAAAAAGAGAGAGAACUUUACAAGUCAAGGAUGCGGUUAGUGCAGAAAAGGAGUUAAGACCAGAGGGCUCUCAGCUCACACCAGUGCGAAAACCAUUACCCAGAUCUCCUGUUGCCGGCACCUCCAUUGUUAAGGGAUCUCCUGUUAAGAAGCCUGUUGUGGCCAAAACCCUCCAGUUUGAUAGUGACCCCCAGCAGGACGUGAGCUUAGAGGGACACAGUGUAGAUCGUCCAAUGAUCAUGCUGUCAUCACUACAGCCUCUGGCUGGUCAAAUAGCUGAAACAACAGAGGAAAAGUACCGUCUUCUUGAGCAGAGAGACAAGAUUCUUCGCCAGUUGAGACCAAAGAGAACUGACUUGGACAUGUCUAAGGUUUUUGUGGGCACGUGUCCAGAUAUGUGCCCAGAGAAGGAGCGCUACAUGAGAGAGACUCGCAACCAACUCAGCAUUUUUGAGCUUCUUCCAAAUACAGAAAAGGUGGACCAUAGUGCUGCCAUUAAAGAAUACAGCAGAUCGUCGGCUGACCAGGAAGAGCCUCUUUCCCAUGAGCUACGGCCUCUGCCAGUCCUAAGCAUGACAAUGGACUAUUUAGUCACUCAGAUAAUGGACCAGGGAGAGGGAAACUACCGAGACUGGUACGACUUUGUUUGGAACAGAACCAGAGGAAUUCGCAAGGAUAUUACACAGCAGCACCUCUGUGACCCGGUGACUGUGUUGCUAUUAGAGAAAUGUACUCGCUUCCAUAUCCACUGUGCCCACCAUCUGUGUCAGGAGCCUAUGAUGUCUUUUGAUGCAAAGAUUAAUAAUGAGAACAUGACCAAGUGCCUUCAAAGCCUGAAGGAAAUGUAUCAAGACCUGGCCACCAAGGAUGUGUACUGCCCCAGAGAGGCAGAGUUCCGCCAGUACAGUGUUCUGCUCAAACUCAAUGAUGGUGAUAUUCUUCGCGAGAUUCAGCAAUUUCGUAAAGAGGUCCGGGAUUCUGUGGAGAUGAAGUUUGCAGUCCAGGCUUUUGCAGCCCUUAACAGCAAAAACUUUGUCAGAUUCUUCAAACUGGUGAAAGCAGCAUCUUAUCUAUCUGGCUGUAUUCUCCACAGAUACUUUAACCAAGUAAGGUGUACUGCACUGCAAGUCUUGAAUAUAGCCUACACUGUGGGCUCUCAGAGGUCCACCACUUUCCCUGUGGAGGACUUGGUCCGAAUGCUCAUGUUUCGCAAUGCAUCUGAAGCUAUUGACUUUCUUCAGCUUUAUCACCUUAAUGUUGCUGAUGGCAUGGUUGAGUUGAGCCGUACUGCCUAUCAGGAACCAGAUUUAUCCAUUCCUCCAAAGAGAUCAAUUGCCAUUGAGAAGAAGAAGACGGUGCUGAUUGGGGAGGUUGUGAACGGAGGCCCAUUGCCUAACCCGCCACAGCACACACCAGUCUGCAGCUUUGACUCCAACAAUAAAUUCAGGGGAGAUUUAGCUUCCUUCGAGACCGUACCAGCUGUUACAAAAGUGAAACCUCUGUUUGAACUGGAGACAAGGCCUCAGAUCAAACCCAAAUUGCUGACAGAGCCUAGGCUGGUCAUGGAGCCCCCAGCAGCAGUGGAGCUGGCCCAGCAUGAAGACACACAGGAGACUGGAGAAUCCUUACAACAUAUUUUACCAGUGCUUCCAGUAAACCCUCAGCUUAUGUUCCAGCCUAUUGGUCAACCUGAAGAGCAGCCCCAGCCUAUCAGACCACCAUCUCCAAAGAGAGAACCAGCCUACUCGGACCAGGAUUUAAUGGCAGAAGUGGAGUCUGUGGUAGAGGAGUUUCUGGCAGAUGAAGUCUUGGACAUAGCUAAAGCUGGGGCUCAGUAUGUCUCUGCAGCUCUGGGUGUGAGUGAGAGUGAGAUGCAGACCCUGGUCAGUGAGGUUGUGGUUCAGAUGCUAAGAGAAGUGUCUGAAUCUGAGAUCACUGCUGAGAAGGAGCGAAUUGCUGAGGAGAAACGCAAGCUGGAGGAAGAAAGGCAAAGAAAGGAACGAGAGGCUUUUCUGGACAAACUGAGCUAUGAGCUGUGUGCUGAAAUCAGUGAAGAGGUCAUUACGCAGUGCACCAGGGAAAUGGCUGAUGUGGAGAUAAAGCUUGCAUUGGAGGAGAAGGCUGCAUAUGUUGCUCGAUGCACAGAGGAUGUGUGUAGCAGUUUAGUGAAGGAAACACUUGACAUGGAGAUUGACUGCCUGGUCAGAGAGGUGCUUGGUGCACAAUUACGUCAGAUACAGAAGAAGUUUAUUAAGAGGUGGCGUGAUGUGGUAGCAGUACGUAGACAGUUGAAGAGGCAAAUGCGUGGAUUCCCUGCAGCCCCAUGCUGUGUUGACCCUAAAUUCAAGCUGAAGGCUUUAGUCCCAAGUGCUCUGUCCUUUACAUCUUUGGACAGACUUGCUCAAGGCUUCAUCAACCUGGGCAAUGCAGGGAACAUGUGUGUGUCUUGCACAAGGUUACUAAAAGUGAGGGAUGAUACAAUCCGUCAGAUGCGAGUAGACUACUAUUACAGUUUGUUGUUAAGUCAGCGUGUGUGGGCUCCUCUCGACUUGCCCUCUCUGGUGGCUGAGAGCACACCUAAUCCACCUGACAGAAUCUUCUGGAAAGCCGCUCUUCUGCUUCCCAGUGACCAGGACGGUGACAUAAGCAGCACACUGAACAAAUGGCUUGAAAUUAAACUGGGUGGUGGAGAGAGAAUAGAGGAGAGCACUGAAGGGUCAAAAGGGAAACUCAAAACUCUUAUCAUCGGUAACAGCUUGAGAGAUAUUGGACAAAAGACCCAUAAAGUUCACGUCUGUGUAAAGGUGAGCCAUGGGCCUCUGAGUGAAGAGGGGCAGAGCCAACUAGAGGAAAAGAAUGAGCUCCUAGGUACCAGCUCCCUACUGAUGCUACUGCCCCCUCUACCCUGCACUGGUCUGGAUGAUGAGGACAUACCCCUGCUCUCUGCCCUCCUUCAGCUAAAGCAGGUUCAGCAGGCCAGUGGCUGGCACACUGCACUGCCCCUGGCACUUCUGAUACCUGAACAGCUUGAAGAAACACUUAAUGAUCAGAAGUUAGAGGAAGUCCUUAAGUUAAAGACAUUAGUUCAAGAUGGACUUAUUUCAGAAUACAUUGUUAUUCGUCUGUCUGGGAAUGUCACUGAUCUGCAAGGAUCCAAACAGAUUGGUGAAGCUGUGCGCUGGCUGAUUGCUCACUCUCCAGCCUCUACAGUACUCACCUCUCAACCCCUGCUACAGUUUGUAGAAGGCGGGCUGUGUCGCGAGUUUCACAGCAGGUUCCUUCAUGACAAGCAGGAGAGGGCACAAGCAGCUCUGCCAUGCCAGGAGCCGGAGGUAGUUAUCCAACUCUAUAACAGCGUGCUGGCCUAUUUGGCAGAUGUGGUCAGUUCUGAAAGACUGGUUGGAAUCUCCUGGCCCCCACCUGAAUUCUCUUUGCCUGAGAACAGAAAGCUUAUACCACAUCUGGACUGGAAUUCCCCACAACACCUGGCCUGGAUGAAAAAAACAAUACUUAGUCUUCAGCUUCCCAAGUGGAAUUGGCCUCCUCAAAACGCUUCAUGGCCCCAUGUGUGUGAAUUCAUAUUCGAGUACGUGUCCCAGAUCCCCAGCUCUGCCCAAAGCCAGCCGCUCCUCAUGUCACAUCUGGAGCACCUGCUAGCAAGAGUACAUGCUCAACACCUGCGGCAGAACUGUGUGGAUGAAGAGUAUGAUGGGUCUUCUUUUCAUUACAUACCCUGGGAUGAUAUUUUAAUCCUUUGCAUAGAGCAUCGACUGAAAGACUGGCACUUGGCAGAGCAUCCAGUAAUAGCAGAUGCCUUCACUGACAAAGGAGAGAUUUUGGUGUACUAUUACAAAGAACAACUUAAAGAUUUUUAUCCUCCAGAGGGUUGGGUAGCAGCAGUGAGACGCACCCAUAAAGAGAAACAGCAGAACACACUAAGGUCAAAUUCAAGUUCUGCACUUACUAUGACUCCAGCAGCACGGUUUCCCAGACAGAGACUUUUCCAAAAUCAGAUAGAAACGGAGGAGAUGCCCUCUGUGUUGGACAUCACCCACAGUCCUUCACCGCAAGAGCUGCUGCCUCAACGUCUCCUCUCCAGCAUUGAACAAGAGAAAGCUCAAAGUCAGAGGUUUGAAGAGCAACUAAAGUGUUGGUUAGAAGUGGAUCCUUUGGACUUGGUCUCGAUACCCCUCUUUGUGCCUUCCACACUGCUAUCCAUGCCUGAGAUUCUUAUUCCCAAACAGAGCCCCAGUGCAUUUGCUGCCUGCAUCACAAAGGACCCACAAACCGAAGACCCUGCUGAGGUGACUCUACCUUACAGAAAAAAGGGACAUAUGCCUCUGACAGAACAACUGAAAGAGCUCGAUAGACUGGUGUUGGCAAGUCGAGAGGAGGAACGGGCGUGCAGUCUCAAGCUAAACAGCUUGUUUGAGAUUGUAGAUGACUGAACAAUGCUCUGCUGCUUGUUUACAGGUUUCUGCUUGAAUGGUUGUUUGUGAUCUUAGAAGGUUCUGACUUGAAUAGAAAUGAAUGAAGAUACUGAUAUAGUUCUAGAACCUAAUAAUACUUUGGUCAAGAAACAUUUGUAAAAUGACUUGAAAGUAUUAGUUUGUUUAUUUUCUUUCUCUUAAAAUAUGUUGUAAUUUUAAUUUUGAUGUUAUGUACCAUUAGCUACGAUUAAUGAGUAAUUUUGAGAUUUUAAGGAUGUGUUUUUGUACUUGAGCAUGUUGCAAUAAAG
This is a messenger RNA of Clarias gariepinus (North African catfish), 7030 nucleotides long. It is a transcript of the gene mcm3ap, whose product is annotated as minichromosome maintenance complex component 3 associated protein. The record is from RefSeq and is a predicted model, not a curated record. Gene Ontology annotation, biological process: mRNA export from nucleus. Gene Ontology annotation, molecular function: RNA binding. The transcript is spliced from 28 exons. The coding region runs from base 489 to 6740 and encodes 2083 amino acids. Gene Ontology annotation, cellular component: transcription export complex 2; cytoplasm; nucleus. Lineage: Eukaryota; Metazoa; Chordata; Actinopteri; Siluriformes; Clariidae.